UUCCAGAGGCUUUGUCACUUGGCAUGGAAGUAUUCGAUACAUCUAACCCGGAAUGCAAGGGCCGGUUUUUGAACGAUAGCGAAACGCUGAACAGUUGUAUGGACUUUGUCAACCAAAGUAUAGCGUUACGAAAAUACCCACUUCUUCAAACCGACAGAUGGCUUGCAAUCGUCUACAUCGUUACCAUGGCUACCGCUCUGCUGGUUGGGACCUGUGGAAAUACUCUCAUUAUUUUAGUCUCUGCCGUAGUGAAGGGAGUUAACAAAUCCGGAAAGGAGUUCAUCGUCAACCUUGCUUUGGCCGACUUUUGCGUCACAGCAAUCGCAGAUCCUCUCUGCAUUAUCGGGGUCGCUAAAGGAGAACAGUUCUUUGACGACAAAAAAUGGCUGUGCGAAUCCGUGGCCAGUCUCUGUUUGACUGCUUGUUUUUGUGCGUUCCUUAGUCUGACUCUAUUGACGCUGUCCCGCUAUAUUUACCUUUGUCAUAACCAUAUCUACGAUAAAAUCUUCACCCGAGUCUCCUGUAUAAUAAUAUGUGUUAUCAGUUGGGUUGUGGCUUUCUUGUUCGAGUUUCCUAAUUUCAUCGGUUGGGGAGGGCAUUACUUUGACCAAAAGAACCAUCAGUGCAUCUGGGAUCGCACCGCUAGUUUGUCCUACACCAUGUUUGUAUCCAUCGGUUUGAUUGGUGGACCGUUAUUGGUCAUGGCGAUUUGCUACUUCCUGAUUUUUCAGGAAAUCUGGAAAACCAAACGUGAUAUUUACAAACUGGAUUCCGAAAACCCCAAUAGAAUGAGAAAAGCUUGGAACGAAACCGUUCGUUCAUCAAAAACCCUCUUUUGCAUUUUCGUCGUUUUUCUUAUUUGCUGGACACCAUACGCCGUAACCGUGACCUUGGAUAUGCAGAAUAACUUCUCCACAGAAAUCCAUCUAUUUAUUACUCUGCUAGCACACUUUCAUUCCAGUGUUAAUUGCAUUAUAUACACUACGGGAAAUAAGAGGUUUCGAAUGGGAAUUCUUCGUUGCUUUGGCUGUACUUCAUCUCAGAAGUCAUUCUGUUCAAAUCCCGAUGUCAUUUCGAAAAAAACCCAUAGUGGAUCGUCCAACACUCCGUCAUUAAACAGUGACUCAUCUUCCCCUCAGAUAACGAAAUCUUCCUCCUUGAGUACCAUAUCUGUCUCUGUGACGUCAAGUCCUCCUUGACGAAAUGAAUAUAACUUGAGUCUGUGUGAAUUUGGUACCACAUACCCGGUAAUUUUUCUCUCUGAACUGAUAUCUUAUACUAUCAAUUGUUUCGAUUUUAUUUCAAUUUGGAAUCCUGUCCGAGUCAUUGUUUUGUUUGUAUUAUGAACUAAAAUCUUAUUGCUUUGCUUGCAAUCUAUAUUGGUAUCCUAUACAAUUUAUUGUUUUAUGUAAAAUAUUGUUAUUUGAAUUAUAUGAUUUGUUGUUAUUAUUAUUGCCAAAGCCGUGUUUUAUAUUGUUGUUA
This is a messenger RNA of Ostrea edulis (European flat oyster), 1482 nucleotides long. Its product is annotated as melatonin receptor type 1B-like. The record is from RefSeq and is a predicted model, not a curated record. The coding region runs from base 24 to 1199 and encodes 391 amino acids. The transcript is spliced from 3 exons. Gene Ontology annotation, biological process: G protein-coupled receptor signaling pathway. Gene Ontology annotation, molecular function: G protein-coupled receptor activity. NCBI's taxonomy places the organism in Eukaryota, Metazoa, Mollusca, Bivalvia, Ostreida, Ostreidae. Gene Ontology annotation, cellular component: membrane.